Molecule: messenger RNA, 1839 nt
Organism: Linum tenue
Lineage: Eukaryota; Viridiplantae; Streptophyta; Magnoliopsida; Malpighiales; Linaceae
Source: the annotation of a GenBank genome assembly
CCAACAAAAGAGGAACAAACAAAAGAGAAAGAAAGUAGGAGUGGGCCGCAAAGUAGCAACUAGCCAGCACCUCUCCCUCUCCCUCUCCCUCUCCCUCUCUCGAUAUCAAUAUCAUCAUCGAAGAAGAAACAACUCGCUCGGCAAUCGAGUAAUCUGAAUUGAAUCUAAGCAGCAACAAUUAGCGAUUGGAAGGCUUGCCUUGUCCGUCGAGGUUUCCAAUCGGUUGUCAGAACGGAAAAAAAAUUCAGCUAUAUGGAGAGCGAUUCGGAGAUGGUGGCGUUUCCUUUGCUGUUGACGCCGAUCGAAUCCAAUUACAGGGCAUGCACCAUUCCCUACAGGUUCCCUUCUGACAAUCCCCGAAAGGCCACUCCUACUGAGCUCCAGUGGAUCGACCUCUUCCUCAAUUCCAUCCCUUCUUUCAAGAAACGGGCUGAAGCAGAUGACACAGUGUCCGAUUCUGCUGCCAGAGCUGAAAAGUUUGCUCAAAGGUACUCUGAGAUACUCGAGGACUUUAAGAAAGAUCCAGAAAGCCAUGGUGGCCCUCCCGACUGCGUUCUUCUCUGUAGAUUGCGGGAACAAAUCCUUAGAGAAUUGGGGUUUAGGGACAUAUUCAAGAAGGUCAAGGAUGAAGAGAAUGCUAAGGCCAUAUCUCUGUUCAAAGAGGUGAUCCGUCUUAAUGAUUCCUUUGAAGAAGGACCAAAGCGGCUGGAGAAUCUGGCUCGGGGAAUUUUUGCAGGGAACAUAUUUGACCUCGGUUCUGCACAGCUUGCUGAGGUGUUUUCAAGGGAUGGAAUGUCCUUCUUAGCUAGUUGUCAAAAUCUUGUCCCUCGACCAUGGGUUGUUGAUGACUUAGACUCUUUUAAAGUUAGAUGGAGCAAGAAAUCAUGGAAGAAGGCAAGUUUCAGAUCUUUCUUUCUCCAAGCUAUCAUCUUUGUCGAUAAUUCAGGUGCAGAUAUAAUCCUAGGUAUUUUGCCUUUUGCAAGAGAACUACUUCGACGUGGAACUCAGGUUGUAUUGGCUGCUAAUGACUUGCCGUCAAUCAAUGAUGUCACAUACCAUGAGCUUAUUGAGAUUAUAUCAAAGUUGAAGGAUGAGAAGGGGAUGCUCGAGGGCGUGGAUACCUCAAAUCUUCUGAUUGCCAAUUCUGGCAAUGAUUUACCAGUUAUUGAUUUGGCAAGUGUGUCCCAAGAGCUAGCAUAUUUGGCGAGUGAUGCAGAUCUUGUUGUCUUGGAAGGCAUGGGUCGUGGUAUAGAGACCAACCUUUAUGCUCAGUUCAAGUGCGAUUCUGUCAAGAUCGGGAUGGUGAAACACCCAGAGGUUGCUCAGUUUCUAGGAGGACGACUUUAUGAUUGCGUUUUCAAGUACAAUGAGGUCUCAAGUCAGUAGCAGUAGUAGCAUGAUUCUUGUUUGUUUUUCUGGGUGGACUGUCCCCAGUCCAUUUAGAGGAGCUGUGCUGCGCCUGACGCACACCUCUGGGUACACUUUCGACCUCCAUUUAGCAUUGUAUAAAUAAUGACGACAUAUGUCACCACAACGGAGUUACUGUGGUUGGCCAUUGAAUUUAAGUACGUUCCCGAUCUAAUAACCAUUAACAUCUCUUAAUAUCUUUUUGAGCAAGCGCUAAAAUAGCUCCUAAAAGUACUGUUAUUGUACCAGUUAAAGCUUUCAUAUUCAUUAUGUAAGGUAUGGCGAAAAGGGGGGAAGAAGGCGUAUGUAACUUUGGCUUUUGAUCGGCGUUGUAAUGAAUUGAUUGUAUUGCGGUUGCAUACUUUUGUAAAACUACAGAAAGGAAAUCUUGGAAACUGAAUAAUGGAAGCUACUCUAUUCUAUUAUAAGAGA